AUGGCAAGAUUUACUCGAACUAUUGUUUUUUGGCUUGUUUGUUUAUUGCACCUUAAAAUCGCCGUGGAUAUUCCGAAACCGUUUGUUAGCACGUCAUUAGCGUGUUUUACAUAUCGAAAAAAAAAUGGCAAAACAACAAAAAGUGUUAUGGAUGAUUGUAUGUUUGGUAAUACUUGUUGUUACAGUGCUGAAUUCAUCGAUAAGCAAACCGGAGAAACAGUGGAAUCCGGUGGUUGUGAAGAUGAGUAUCGUUUCAUAGUUGGAACUCAUCCCAUUCUUGGAAAUAUGCUACCAAUUACAAUCAGUUAUAUAUGUGAAGAGGGAUCGUGUAUUGAGCGUUCGACAAGUCGUGAUACUGCACGAUUAUGUGCUUGUAGGGAGCAUAACUGUAACAUGAAUGGUAUUGAUGAUACUAUCCGUGAUUAUCAGGAACGAGUUCAGAAAGGGCUUGUCAAAAGACCACCUGAUUUUGUAAAUCUUGUAGAACAAACUGUGCAAAUUUUGUUAAAUGGAUAA
Molecule: messenger RNA, 516 nt
Organism: Acanthocheilonema viteae
Lineage: Eukaryota; Metazoa; Nematoda; Chromadorea; Rhabditida; Onchocercidae
Source: the annotation of a GenBank genome assembly